Dendrobium catenatum is the source of this 4258-nucleotide messenger RNA. RefSeq names its product phytochrome A. The record is from RefSeq and is a predicted model, not a curated record. Gene Ontology annotation, biological process: red, far-red light phototransduction; protein-tetrapyrrole linkage; regulation of DNA-templated transcription. The transcript has 4 exons. Gene Ontology annotation, cellular component: nucleus. NCBI's taxonomy places the organism in Eukaryota, Viridiplantae, Streptophyta, Magnoliopsida, Asparagales, Orchidaceae. Bases 719 to 4093 code for a protein of 1124 amino acids. Gene Ontology annotation, molecular function: phosphorelay sensor kinase activity; protein homodimerization activity; photoreceptor activity.
CGAACAGAGCUGGUGGAGGGCUCGCCCGGUUUCUUCUAGUUUCUUGCUCCCGCUUUUACAAUAUCUUAUUGAUUUUACCAUCCACUUGCCAUGGACUUUGUCGGCCUUUUCUCCUCAGAGUGGGCGAGAGCUCUUUGUUUCUUGAAGGUGGUGUACCAGCGCUUUACCAACAUCACGAGGUCCGCAGACUACCUGUGUGUUCCCCGAAACCUCUUCUUCAAUCCGAUCGAUCAAUCGUAAUUUUUUCUCCGCCGAUCGUUCCCUACUUGCCACAGUUUCAAUUCUCGCGCGAAGCUGGUUUUUCAGCUUCAUAGCUUUCGGUGACGCGAGGUAUAUAUUUAUGUUAGUUUGUGAAGACGGAGAUUUAAGUUAGGAAUUUCUUUCUUUAGGAUUCUGGCAUCUGAGAAAGUUUGGAUUUUGUUACAUGGUCGGAGAUCGGAAGGAUAUUUUUUUUUUCUUGACACCUUUUAAGGAGCCUUCGGAGUUCAAAACAUCCUGUGGGGAUUUGGUGCUUGCAGCAUCGUAAGAUCAACGAAGAUGUAUGGAUCUUUUGUUUAUUUUGGGAAAAUAGUCAUAUAUAUCUUUGUAGUAGAAAUUAUUUUCUCUUUCUAAUAGUCAUAUCUUGCUGGGUAUCUGGAAAUCUUGAGCUGUGAAUUGACUUUGAGCAUUCUGAAACUGUUCAACUCGAGCCAUAGAAGCACUUUUCGUUUGAAAAAAAAUGUCUACAUCAAGACCCUCACAGUCCUCUUCUAGCUCCAGCAGAAGCAGGCACAGUGCUGCUCGAGCAAUGGCUCAGACCACCGUGGAUGCGAAGCUUGACUCUGCGUUUGAAGCCAUGGGCACGUCUUUUGACUACUCUCAGUCAGUAAGGGCUCCACCUGACGAAAGGAGAUCUGCGAAGGUGACUGCCUACUUGCAACACAUCCAAAGGGGCAAGCUAAUCCAACCAUUUGGUUGUUUGCUGGCUUUAGAUGAGAAAACCUUCAAGGUCGUAGCUUUCUCUGAGAAUGCCUCAGAGAUGCUCACUAUGGUCAGCCACGCAGUUCCCAGUGUUGGGGAUCACCAAACACUCGGCAUUGGAACAGAUGUGAAGAGCCUCUUUACUUCCCCUAGUACUGCAGCACUUCAGAAGGCGUUGGGCUUUCCAGAGGUUUCUCUGCUUAAUCCAAUUCUUGUCCACUGCAAGAGCUCUGGUAGACCAUUUUAUGCUAUUGUUCAUAGGGUCACUGGUUGUUUGAUUGUAGAUUUUGAGCCUGUGAAGCCUAGUGAUGUGCCCAUGACUGCUGCUGGGGCUUUACAGUCUUACAAACUUGCUGCGAAGGCCAUCUCUAGGCUUCAGUCAUUGCGUGGUGGGAGCAUGAAGAAUCUUUGUAAAGCUGUUGUUGAAGAGGUGUUUGAGCUGACAGGGUAUGAUAGGGUCAUGGCUUACAAGUUUCAUGAAGAUGAUCAUGGGGAGGUUUUUGCUGAAAUUAUAAAACCAGGCAUGGAACCAUAUCUUGGCCUGCAUUAUCCCGCUACUGAUAUACCUCAGGCUGCAAGGUUUCUUUUUAUGAAGAACAAAGUUCGAAUGAUCUGUGACUGCCGAGCAAAGCAUGUAAGGAUUUAUCAAGAUGAGAGUCUUCCUUUUGAUAUCAGUUUCUGUGGCAGUACACUUAGGGCACCACACAGUUGCCAUUUACAAUAUAUGGAAAAUAUGAAUUCAAUUGCUUCUCUGGUCAUGGCUGUGAUAGUGAAUGGAAAAGAUGAUGAUGGUGAUGAGGCUGAACAGAAUCAGCAGGAGCAGAAAAGUAAGAAGCUCUGGGGACUGGUGGUCUGCCAUAAUGAGACUCCGAGGUUUGUUCCAUUCCCAUUAAGAUAUGCCUGUGAAUUCUUGAUGCAAGUUUUUGCUAUACAUGUGAACAAAGAAUUUGAGUUGGAAAGCCAGAUUAGGCAGAAGAAUAUUCUGAGAACCCAGACAAUGUUGUGUGAUAUGCUGCUACGGGAUUCUGUCCCUCUGGGAAUCAUAACUCAAACUCCUAACAUUAUGGAUUUGGUUAAGUGUGAUGGUGCUGCGCUUGUUUACCAAAACAAAGUUUGGCGACUUGGGGUUACUCCAACUGAGUCUCAGAUUUUUGACCUUGCUAACUGGCUUUGUAAUUGUCACACAGAUUACACAGGGUUAAGUACAGACAGCCUGCAUGAAGCUGGUUAUCCUGGUGCCUUUUCUCUUUGUGACGUAAUUUGUGGAAUGGCUGCUGCCAGAAUUACUUCUAAGGACAUGCUUUUCUGGUUUCGGUCCCCAGCGGCUACUGAAAUUAGAUGGGGAGGUGAAAAGCAUGACCCGUCUGAUAAGGAUGAUGGUAGUAGAAUGCAUCCAAGAUCCUCCUUCAAGGCUUUUCUUGAUGUUGUUAAGAUGAGGAGCUUUCCAUGGAGUGACCAUGAGAUGGAUGCUAUUCAUUCCUUGCAGCUUAUACUUCGAGGGACAAUCAAUGGUACUGAUAAUUCAAUGAAGAAGGCUACGAUUGAUUCUAAGAUGACUGAGCUCAAACUUGAAGGAAUGAUGGAGUUGCGAGUAGUUACAAAUGAGAUGGUUCGUUUGAUUGAGACAGCCACGGUGCCAAUUUUGGCAGUUGAUGUUGAUGGUCUCAUAAAUGGAUGGAAUAUGAAAAUUGCUGAAUUAACUGGCCUUUCUGUUGAUGAAGCCAUGGGAAAACAUCUGCUCACCCUUGUUGACGAUUCUUCUGUGGAUGGAGUCAAGAAGAUGCUUUUCUUAGCACUACAGGGAAAAGAGGUUCAAAAUAUUGAAUUUCAAGUUAAAACUUUUGGUAUUCGAAGAGAUGAUGGCCCAGUCAUUCUGGUGGUGAAUGCAUGUGCCAGCAGGAACAUCCAUGAUAAUGUGGUCGGAGUAUGCUUUGUAGCUCAAGAUAUUACCAGUCAUAAGAUGAUAAUGGAUAAGUUUACACGGAUAGAAGGAGACUACAAAGCCAUCGUGCAGAACCCCAGCCCAAUUAUCCCCCCUAUCUUCGGUGCAGAUGAGUUUGGUUGGUGUUCUGAGUGGAAUCUAGCCAUGGCUAAGCUUUCAGGAUGGAAUAGAGAUGAACUAAUUGGCAAAAUGCUUUUGGGAGAGGUGUUUGGGAUUAAUAUGGCUUGUUGCCGUAUAAAGAACCAAGAUUCAUUUGUUAAUCUCAGCAUUCUAAUAAAUAAUGCCAUCAGUUGUCAUGAGAUGGAGAAGCGUUCCUUCAGUUUCAUCAGCCGCAGUGGUAGAUCUGUGGAGUGUUUGCUCUCAGUCAGCAAAAAAGUUGAUGGGGAAGGUAACAUAACUGGAGUAGUUUGCUUUCUACAUUCAAAUAGCCAUGAGCUCCAGCAAGUUAUACAAGUUCAGCAGUUGACACAACAAACCACAAUGAAGAAGUUAAAGGCUUUAUCAUAUAUUAGGAGUGAAAUUAGAAACCCUCUCUCCGGGAUUAUGUAUUCACAAAAAAUACUGGAGGGGACUGAGUUGGAUGAAGAACAAAGGCUACUUCUGAACACCGGAGCAAAAUGUCACUAUCAGUUGAAUAGGAUCCUCAAUGAUCUAGACCUAGAGAACAUAAUGGACAGCUGUUUGGAGUUGGAAAUGGAUGAAUUUACUUUAAAAGAUGUGGUGGUUACUGCUGUUAGCCAAGUAAUACUUUCAAGUAAAGAAAAGGGAAUAAGUGUUGACUAUGACAUACCUGAUAACUUAAUAAGCGAACAUGUCUAUGGAGACAGUCUAAGGCUUCAACAAAUCCUUGCUGAUUUCUUACUGGUCUGUGUGAAGCAUUGUCCAGGUGGGGGACAAGUGGAGAUAUCUGCUGGGCUGACGAAGGAUAAGUUGGGUGAAUCUCUUCAGCUGAUAAACUUGGAAAUAAGGAUAACACAUACAGGAUUUGGAGUGCCAGAAGAUUUACUUUCCCAGAUGUUUGGAGGGAAGGAAGACCUCUCAGAAGAGGGUAUGAGUCUGCUGGUUUGCAGAAAGCUCCUUAAGCUCAUGAAUGGAGAUGCACGUUACCUUAGAGAAGCAAACAAGUCUGCCUUCAUCCUUUCAGCAGAGCUGGCUUGUGCCUCUAAAAUUAGAGCUAGUAGGGAUAAAUAGGCUUGAAGACUCUUCUGCUGAUGUAAAAAACUUGCAACUCCUCUGUAGUGUGACUUGCUUUUCCUUUUUUUUUUUUUUGAACUCCAGUCUAGUCUUUACAACUGAUGAUUGGAGUGGAAGGAACAAAAUGGUGUUAAAUAAAUGUGCAGUUUAGUUUUGAGUAAA